AUGGACCACUCAGGGGCGCCUGACACCAAGCGACCCCGUCUGACGACUGGCUCGCCAUGGUCAGCAGGCGGUUCACAUCACGGCAGAACACUCCUUAAUCCCAAUCCCUCCCCGACGAGUGGACAAUCGCCUCAUCUGCCGCCAACGUCGAGCCCCUAUCAUCAGCCAUCACCACAUCACUACGCCCGCCCUUCUGGUACCGGCGAUCACAACCAUCCACACCCGCACCCUCACCCCCAUCCUCACCCUCACCCUCACCCUCACUCUCACUCCCAUCCUCAACCACCACCACCACCGCCACCACCAUCACAAGCACCUCACCCUCACGCCCACCAGCAGCACCCUCAUCCUCAGGGUCCGCCGCCGCCUAUUGCGCAAACGCCCGUCGACGACCGAAGACACCAUGAGUCCGAGAGAUUCCAGACCAUGCACGAUCACCGGCAACCUCCACACUCGCCGGCCCGCCCAGCAUUUUCGAGCUACCCUUCUAGGGAAACCAUAGUAAAACCCGACCCAGGCGAAGACACCACGCUGCCACAGUUGCGCAGGCCUCUAUCAACGAGCAACGGUCCCGAAAUCAUGACGCCGGGAACACCACAUAGCGCCCUCCCGCCGCAGUCAUACGCCGACGACAAGCGCCAUAUGAGUUUCGACAGCGGCCCUCAGCAGCAGCAGCACCAGCAACAACCACAGCAACAGCAACAGCAGCAAUCACAACCACCACAGCAGCCGCAGCCCCCGCCGCCCCCGCCGUCACAACAGCAGCCCAUGUACGGCAGGCAACCAAGCUAUCCACCGCAGACGCCCUUGCCACAUGCGCAGCCAUAUGAAUACCCACCACCUUCAUACGGAGCACAACACGAUGGCUUGCCUUACUCGAUCCAUGUGGCCUCUUCGAAUGCAAAGCGCAAAGGACAGCGUGCCUCACAGGCCUGUGAGACGUGCCGUCAGCUCAAAGCAAAGUGCGACGAGUUGAAGCCUUGCAAAAGCUGUAGAGAAAAGAAGGUGGAAUGCAAAUACCGAGAACUUGUUCCCAAACAGCAAGAUAAAGUGCAGGCGGACAUUUUGGAGCAGCUUAUGAUUAUGAGAAACGACUUUCAGGACUGGAUCGCGACAAAUGACAGGCGCGUGGGCAGGCUCGAAGAGGCGGUAAAGCGAAUCGCACCAGCAGCAGAUCUUCAGCAGUUCGAGCCGAUACAAGAGGAAGAAAUCCGACCAGCCUCAGCUGAAUCAGGGAGCGCGCCCGUGGCAGAGGAGGCGUACACAUCAUCACCCACCGGAGGGGCUCAGGCACCCCCCAUCGAUGCCGAAGCUGCACGCCAGAUAACACGUGAGAUGGAGGUUGAAAAGGAGGUAGAACCGGGGCCGUUCGUUCAGCCCGGAGUCCCGACCAUCCCGCCCAAUCAUACGACAUUGGCUGCCUUCUUGCUCAAGUGGCGACCCAUCGAGGCGUUGGUUCGGCGCUAUCUGGAUGCCGAAAAGAUCAAGUAUGUGGACGAGUUCCCCAUCAGACAGGAGGAAAGACGAGGGUUGUUGCGAGUCUGGGGUCGAGGCGAAGGCAUGGACAGCAGCCGGGACAGGGACGCGCCUCACGAUCUGGGGAUGAUGGAGGUGCAUGAUGACUACUCUGACGCCGGCGCGCCAUCUCCGGCAGACUGCUGGGGCGGAAUCAGCGGCUCACCUGGCCCCAUGGACGGAAAGUCUGGCAACGGACUCCUCCAUAUCCCAGACUUUUCCGAAUCAACUGUGUGGAAAUACGUCAAGAGCUUCAACGACAAUAUUCAGAACAUGCACCCACUCAUUAUCCCCAAUGAGCUGAAUGCCAUGGUCAAGCUGUUUCUCGACGGCCUCCACCCAAGCUCGAGAAGCAAGGGCGGGGGCUCGAACAUUGCCAAGUUCGCCGUUGGGUCGCAAGGGGAGACCUCGCUCAAGAGGAAAAGGACCUCGCCCGGCCCGGAAGGUGGAAGUAGCGAGCCCUCGUUGCCGCCCAAGGUCGGCAGGCCCAUGUUCCAGCGAUCUAUUAACAAUGCGCUGGUUCUGCUGGUCCUUGCCCUUGGUAAAAUCUGCCUUCACAAGGACAAACGGCUGCCAGAUGUUGUGCCAGUCAGCGAGCCUGUCCAGCACGGCUCCCCCUUUCUGCGCAACGGCAACCCGGCGCCAGCAUCCCCGUCGCAGGGCUCGCCUCCGUCCUACGCUUCUCAUUCCAACGCAGCUGGCCUCCCUUCGCCCAAGGACAGUGGCGAGCGAGCUGGAACCAGCAGGCGGUCCUCGUUUCAAGGAUCCGGCGUGUCGGCCAAACCGGUGGCUUCCCUCAAGAGGAACCUGGACGUGAUUCCUGGCCUGGACUAUUUUGCCCAUGCUACCGACAUUCUUGGCGGUCAACUGGCUGGAACAAGCCUACGUCAUAUUCACGCGUAUAUUUUGGCUGGGUUGUACCACGGUCAGCUGGGGAGGGUGGUGGAGAGCUACGCCUACAUCAAGGAAGCCGGUUGGGCGCUGCAGAUCAAAAUGAGACCAAGUCUGGAUCGGUUCAAGAGGCUUCAAGAGAGCCAGACAACCAACAGGGACUCGGUCACCGAGAAAUCGGACAACCAGCUUGUCUUUGCCUUCUGGACAUGCCUUCAGCUCGAAAGCGACAUCAUUGCCGAGUUGCCGCUGCCGCAGUCUCACAUUUUGGCGUUUGAGGAAAUCAUGCCUUAUCCCAACAUCAACAUGGCGACGGGGCUCGGUUUUGACGAGCACGUCCUGCGAAGCUACUUGGCUCAGCUCUACCUCCGCAAGAACCUGAACCAGAUCCAUCAGACGCUGUACAACCCGGAGAACCCGCAGCCUCUCGAGACUCACUCAGCCGGGGGCGGCAUCAUUGAGAUUAUCCAGAACUCGUUGGACAUGCGAUUCGUGCCACCCGAGUUCAAGUUUUUGGAGUCUGAUCCCCCAGCAAAGGAUAUCCUGUCUGCCCGGUUGCGUGCCAAGUACUGGGGCGCUCGGGUCAUCACCUUUCGCCCGUUCAUCAGACAGAUUCUCGAGCACAAUUUCGACAAGGCCAUGUCCACCACGUCCCCGAUGCAGGGAGUGUCGCCGGCCGGCAGGAUCCAGGAUGAUUUCUCUGAUGAUGUCAAGGCGUAUGCCCAGAAAGGCAUCAAGGCUCUGGUUGAAAGCACGAGGGCCUUUCACGGGGUCGAGGACAAGCGAUUCAUCAUCACCAAUGUAUUCGGCACAGCGCAUGCACAAUGGGGCAACCUGCUCACGCUGGCGGCCGUGUUCAAGGACCCGGUGCUGAACCAGUACAUUGACGAGGGCCUCUUGAAAGAACUUUUUACCAAAACAAUCUCCUUUUUCAAGAUUAUCUCGCACCCCUCGAGCGCUCUAUCAAUCGACAUGCGGAUUCUGGAAGGCCUUCAGAACGAACUGUGGCGACGGCCAAACAGUAUCGACCUGCUGGACCACCAGCCCGGAUCCAGCUUCUCGAGCAACGCCAGCAACGGCAUCCCACUGUCUUGCAUGGCCCCGACCACGCCUCUUCCUGGCAUGCAUGCUCCCAGCACACCAGUGGACGCCUUCCGCCCACCGCCGCCCGCUCAGCUGCACGGCCCGCUCCUACCGCCCGUGUUGGGUGCCGUACCCGACGGCCCACCGGUGAUGUCACCGGGGUCCCUGCCCCCCAUGCAGCAUCCACCACCACCAUACUGACAUUCGAAACGAACCCCGACCUUUCGAUAAGGACACUUGACGCUGCUUUCGCUAAACAAACGCCAUACAUACCCUAACCUCUCAUGCAUCUCAUAUACAUACACACAAUCACACACACACACACACACACACAUAUAUAUAUAUAUACAUCUACAGACACCUAAUCGUCUUGUUCACGACCCUGAUAGAGAGGGAAAAGAUGGAGAAAGAACGAAGAAAAGAUACCUCGGAAAGUUGUGUUGCGGGAAACAAAGCCAAUUGUGGUCUUUUCUUCUUUUGCGGUCUUUAGGGGAGAGAGGGGGAGCAAAAGAGAGAGCAUGGUGUCAUUUAAAGCAUCUGCAUCAUCAUAUGUGUGCGUGCUCUGGACAGGUCUUUUCUUUCUCACGGUCGCAAGGGAUAAAGGGGGAGGGAAGAGAAGGGGAGAUACCCACUUUGUGUUGAAUCGAGAUUUUAGCCAAGUCUUGUUGUUUUUCGCGCGUGCAGACAGAACUAUGGUAAUAUUCAUUUUUGUCUUCCAGGAGGUGGGGGGGUUUGGUUUGGUUUUUUGUCCAAUUGGAAAUGGUUUCUGGGUCAUGUCUUGUUUUUUCUUUUGCCCCCCGGGUGUAGCACAUAACAUGCCCUUACUCCUCUUCUGUGUCUCUACUUUUUUCUAUGGAGGAUGGUUGGUAGGCUGGUGAUGAUGAUGGUGGUGGGCAAGGGCGGUGGUUAUUUUUUUUCUGUUUUUUUUCAUCUUCAUGUUUUCUGUUACCUAUCUUUACCCAAGUCAUCCCGCUCCUGUGUUUACCUAACCUAACCUGCUUUGGCUACACUAUCCAUUAACAACGUACCUACUACAUUGAACUAUUAUACCAUACAAUAUCACACUAAGUUCAGUC
This is a messenger RNA of Podospora pseudopauciseta, 4565 nucleotides long. RefSeq lists its product as uncharacterized. Bases 1 to 3690 code for a protein of 1229 amino acids. Lineage: Eukaryota; Fungi; Ascomycota; Sordariomycetes; Sordariales; Podosporaceae. The transcript has 4 exons. The record is from RefSeq and is a predicted model, not a curated record. Gene Ontology annotation, biological process: regulation of DNA-templated transcription. Gene Ontology annotation, molecular function: zinc ion binding; DNA-binding transcription factor activity, RNA polymerase II-specific.